This is a messenger RNA of Malaya genurostris, 1769 nucleotides long. Its product is annotated as F-box only protein 9. The record is from RefSeq and is a predicted model, not a curated record. The transcript is spliced from 4 exons. Gene Ontology annotation, molecular function: protein binding. Bases 325 to 1638 code for a protein of 437 amino acids. Lineage: Eukaryota; Metazoa; Arthropoda; Insecta; Diptera; Culicidae. Gene Ontology annotation, biological process: SCF-dependent proteasomal ubiquitin-dependent protein catabolic process. Gene Ontology annotation, cellular component: SCF ubiquitin ligase complex.
UACAAAACCCAAAUAUAUCGUUUGUUUUCGUAAUUUUAAGCAGUUUUCGGGAAACGACAAUGUGUAAAGCGCAAUAAGUCCAUAUAAAUAGUACCGAUUGCUAGCAAAACCUUUGUAAAGCCCGCUGCGUUUUGAAAUAUUGUACUGUCGGGAUACUAUGGCCAUAUAUUCAAUACAGCUGCAAAAGACCGUAGAAAUUGCAACCCGCGAGACCUACUUUUCGGUGAUAGUAAUCCGCUAUUCCGACCGUGAACUAGGCAGCGACUAUUGAUACUACCGAGUAACAUUCGAUCUACAAGUGUUUACUCAUAAACUGCUCUUACCAUGGACACUACCGGGGACGCCGGUAAGGAAGACGACGAUGAGAGUUCGUCUCAUGUACAAUCGGCCUUGGAAGACUUUCGAGAAAAAUGGCAACAGGAACUUGCUGGAGGAGGAGGAGGGGGUAGCUCACAUAAGAAACAGCUUCCUGCGGGCAGUGCCUUGAUGGACAAUGGACCAGUUUCCAUCGAGCAGCAGGCGAAAAAUUUGUUUCUGCAAGGGUCGGAACUAGAACGAACUGGCAAGGUUUUUGAAGCGAUGCGAUUAUAUCGACGGGCCGUGCAACUUGUGCCGGACAUUGAAUUCAAAGUGUACGACAAAAAAGUAUCGAACAGACAGCUGGAUCGAAGCAAUGAAAUGGCUCUUUCUGGGUCAAAAAUGGAUCAGUUGGCUAAUAGUAUGAAUAAAACUAACAUAAACGAUGCCGAGAGUUUGGAGGAAGUGGAUUUAGUUAUGCGCUUCCAGUCGAUGUUAUCAAAAUCAGGAAAAUUAUUCGAAAGUGCAUCCGCUGCUGAUAGAAUGCUGAUUGUAACAUCUGCUCAUUUCUCCGAUCUACCGAUGGAGCUUAUCUUGUACAUACUUCGUUGGGUGGUAUCUAAUGAAUUGGAUUUUAGGUCUUUGGAGCGCUUCAGUGGAGUGUGCCGUGGGUUCUAUCUGCUAGCUAAAGAUCCCGAAAUAUGGAAAAGAGCUUGUAUCAGAGUGUAUGGAGUUAAUGUAGGGAAUCUGAAAGGUUCUCAAUUUUCAUCCUGGCGAGAGAUGUAUAUCAAUCGGCCACGAGUUCAUUUUCACGGGUGCUACAUCAGCCGCACCAGUUAUUUGCGCUUGGGAGAAAACAGCUUCCAGGAUCAAUUUUAUCGGCCGGUUCAGCUGGUGGAGUAUUUCCGCUACUUCCGAUUUUUCGCCGACGGAAGAGUACUAAUGUUGACCAGUCCAGAGGAACCGCAAAGUUGUGUUAGUAAACUGAAAGUUCGAUCACCCGCCCAAAAUGAAAUACUUAAAGGUCACUACAGACUUCACAACGACGAAGUUAUUAUUGCGGUACAGAGAAACCGACCCAAUGUACAAAAUCAACGUCCAGGUCGCAAAAAGGAAAUUGAAUCAGAAUACGGGCAACAAACUUUCUAUCUUGAACUGCAAGUUGUUAGCACAACCAAACGAGCUUUUUCACAACUUCAUUGGAGGCAGUACUCGAUGGUUCAACUUCGCAACAGCCAGGAGAAAACCACUGCGUUCGAACUAGCUCCAACCAAGUACCCGCCGUUAUACUUCUCGCGCGUUAAAAGCUACCAUCAAGAAUCGGAUGGCCCAUUAAAGUGAAAAACAAAACGCGCAGAUGGCACUGCACUUGCAUGCAUGGUGGUUGUUAUUCAUGUUCGCAGAUAUUUCAUUAUUACUCAACUCAAUAAAACAGCUUGGGUAGAACACACAUAAUGUUAUGCUUAAAAUUA